AUGGUUACUAAAGGGAUCAUCUCGAAAGACGGUCCGAUUCUGCCCCGCCCAACGCAGCUGUCUAUUUUAGCAUCUACUAGUGAAAACGUGUGGAAAGUUCCCUCUGAUUUUCGAGACCUCAGCUGCUUCAAUAUUCUCAAGUACGGAUUUGGGAAAUCCAACUUGAAGGUCAUCCAAGGAGUCCCUUCCUUGGCGUCUCUGAUUACCACCACGCCAAUGCCAGUUGGGUCCCUGGAAUGGAACGAUGGAAUGUCUUCCCUGGAAGUAUUCUUUCCCGAAGGCUCAAUCAAUCCUGGAAAUUCACCUCAGGGGGGUGCUGACUUUUAUGCGAACCCUUUGCCUGCUCUAACAGAAGCUCAGAAUGUCACAUUUGCGUAUAGUAUAUUUCUUCCAGUAGAUUUUGAACCUGUGCGCGGAGGAAAAUUACCUGGACUAUAUGGUGGGAAAACCGGGUGUAGUGGUGGAGAUGCUGCAUUGGAUUGUUUCUCGACACGGCUCAUGUGGAGGGCAAUGUCGGAAGGAGAGCUGUAUUUGUAUGCUCCCAAAGAUAAACAGACGCCUGAAGUCUGCAAUACUCCUCCCCGGUCUAUAUGUGAGGCUGACUAUGGGCUUUCAAUUGGCCGAGGCUCCUUCAGAUUCACUCCGGGACAAUGGACACAUGUGAGCCAAACAGUGGUGCUCAACACUCCAGGGAAACAGGAUGGAUGUUUCACGCUCGACGUCAACGGCGAACGUGUUAUGGAUUUAAGGGGCGUCUACUAUCGACAAGGUGAUGGAGAAAAUCAGGAUGACACUGGAGACGAGCACGACAGCGAACAAAUCGACAACACAAGGCCAGAGGGCGAUUUGGACUCGAUCACUCCAGACGGAGGAGACGCGUCGGGCCAGGACUCAGGAAGCCCAGAGGACUCAGGGGAUAGUAGCCUUCUUGGUAAUAUUCUAGUCGCACCACCGAAAAUGGAGAGGCACCAUGGUGCUAAAUACGCAUGGAACACACAUAGUCGCACGCCAGUAUUCCUUGCGCCCAACCCACGUCUACGCUUCAACCAAAGGCCAAGGGUUUUUCAGCGUGUUCCGCCGAAUCUGCCACAUCCAUUUGUUUCAACAAAGGUAUUCCGACCCGCGACAGUUACAACAGUCUCGCAGGUCACCAAGGCACAAGUCGCCGCUAUUUCUCGCAGUUCAGCUACGCGAGCGACUGGGCCUCCGAAAGUGGCAAACCUUGCAGCAGCGAAGAGAGUUCCUGGCUUCAGUGGGAUAUUUUUUAGUACGUUUUUUGGUGGGCAUACACCCAACUUUGCGACCCCCAAGGACCAAAGGAUAUGGUUUAAAGAUUUCUCGCUCGUCGUCAACGAUUGA
Rhizoctonia solani is the source of this 1359-nucleotide messenger RNA. RefSeq names its product polysaccharide lyase family 14 protein. The transcript is spliced from 3 exons. The record is from RefSeq and is a predicted model, not a curated record. Bases 1 to 1359 code for a protein of 452 amino acids. NCBI's taxonomy places the organism in Eukaryota, Fungi, Basidiomycota, Agaricomycetes, Cantharellales, Ceratobasidiaceae.